CGCGAACAACUUUGACUGUUCCACUGUUCCAUCUCUUUCUGAACCGCAUCACGAUCGCAGCAAUGGCAGACUACAAGCGUGAACUGGAACUGCUUAAUCUUGUGCAGAAGACUGCGUCGAAUCCUGACUCUGUCUUGGCCACCAUAGACAAAUACUGCUGGGACAAUAAUCGGAUGAUGCAUGUAGGCGAUCGAAAGGGAGAAUACCUUGAUAGUGUCAUUCAACAGCAUCAACCUCGUAGAGUACUCGAGCUUGGGACCUACUGUGGAUAUUCUGCAACUCGCAUUGCACGGCUUCUUCCUGAGGGUGGCCGCUUAUACACGGUCGACCCUUCCCCUCUGCAGUCUCUGGUAGCGGACAAGGUCGUCGCAAAGGCAGGGCUAUCCGAACGGGUCAUCUUCGUCAACAAACGGUCAGAUGAGGCUUUCCUGGAAUUUGACCCUUCCACUCCAUUCGAUCUGAUCUUCAUUGAUCAUGACAAGCCUCUCUAUCUUCCGGAUCUCAAGACCAUAUUGGACAAAGGGUUACUGAAAAGCGGCGGGGUUGUGGUUGCGGAUAAUGUGAUCCUAUUCAAUAGCGAGCAGUAUUUGGAUUUUGUCCGCAAUAGUGGCAAGUUUUCAAAGAGUGAGCUCUUCAAAGGUAAGCUAGAGUAUGAUGAGGAGAGAGAAGAUGGCAUGGAAAUCUCUGUGUUGGCGUAGGUAGGGUAGUAGAGUAGUGAUUGGCGCAGAUUACGCAGCAACAUGAGUUCCAUUCUUCUGUCUCAUCCGUUGUACAAACUUGUAAUCGCAACACACACUAUUCUGUCUUUCGAUGAUCCGGCUCUUCAACAAGCAAUUUACAGACUGGCAUGAAAC
Molecule: messenger RNA, 854 nt
Organism: Spizellomyces punctatus DAOM BR117
Lineage: Eukaryota; Fungi; Chytridiomycota; Chytridiomycetes; Spizellomycetales; Spizellomycetaceae
Exons: 2
Coding region: 63-698 (211 amino acids)
Molecular function (GO): O-methyltransferase activity
Source: RefSeq, a predicted model, not a curated record